Messenger RNA from Trichoderma breve, 1920 nucleotides. Its product is annotated as IBR domain, a half RING-finger domain-containing protein. The record is from RefSeq and is a predicted model, not a curated record. Gene Ontology annotation, molecular function: zinc ion binding; ubiquitin protein ligase activity; ubiquitin conjugating enzyme binding. Bases 1 to 1920 code for a protein of 639 amino acids. NCBI's taxonomy places the organism in Eukaryota, Fungi, Ascomycota, Sordariomycetes, Hypocreales, Hypocreaceae. The transcript has 5 exons. Gene Ontology annotation, cellular component: cytoplasm; ubiquitin ligase complex. Gene Ontology annotation, biological process: positive regulation of proteasomal ubiquitin-dependent protein catabolic process; ubiquitin-dependent protein catabolic process; protein polyubiquitination.
AUGUUUAGGUCCAUCAAGAGAAAGACUGAGGCUGCUCUUCGCAGACGAAAGACCAACAAGUCUAUCGACCAGAUAACCCCCGUUGACGUUGACUGGCCCAUUCAGAGCGAUUCAUAUCCGCCGUCAACUUCCACGGAAGAUCGCACCGCGACUAAUACAACCGAGCCGGAAGAGGAACUGACGCCUGCUGAACAAGCGCUGCAGUUUCGAUUCAAGCAAGACGAUACGAGUGUUCUUCAUACACCCGCGCUUGUUGAAGAAGUGCCUGCAGAAGAUUCCGUGGACGAGGUUGAUGUUGCGGAACAGCUUGGGCUAGGCUCAUAUACAACUAAGUACGUUCCGUUUGUAGAAACAUCAGCCAUGCGGAGCAACAUGUUUGUCCAUUCUGCCAAUUCGCACUACGGCAUGGUUAACCCUGCCAUCAUGGGCGGCUUUGGAGACGACGACGACGACUCGAUAUGGCUGGUGGAUGACGAGGAGACUGAGGAAGAAACUGAAGAGGCAACAACGACAGUCAAGAGAGGAGAGGGUGAAGAUGAGGACGAGGAGGAAGACGAUGUAGAAAAGGAGGGGCUCGAAGAAGAGGAAGAGGAAGAUGAGCCAGCUGUCGCUUUACCACCAACGAAUCAGCCUCCCCCAGUGUCAACUGUACCUGAACCAGCUUCAACGGCCAGCCCGGACACCGGGUUCAGAUAUCGCAUUAAUCUUGCCUUAUUUGACGAUGACGAGUUUGCAGCCCCGCCAAAAGAGACAGUCACAGUUUUUGUGGACGAGGACGGAAACGAGGACGAGGACGACAUUCUAAAUCCACCGUCGCCUAGCAUCGAUUCAGCGGAGCUUUUGAGCGCCGUAAACGAAUUCCGACGCCCGGGCAGUAGCCAAGACGAGAUUGCUGCGUCCAAUGGCUCCUCUACUCCUGCUACAAGUAACCCGUACGUCGAUCUUCUUGAGCAGCAAGACUCGGCCAUGACGGUGGCAUAUCAGCGCCGUUUGGACCUGUCUGGUAGACGUGGAGAUGAUGAAGCUGAUGAUUUCAGCAAGAUCUGGACAGACAUCAGAUGUCCUGAGUGCCGUGAAUUUUUAGAUUAUACAGACAUCCAGCGCUACGCUGAUGAAGAGACAUUCAAAAGAUACGAGACGCUUGCUCUCCGGGCUGCUAUGGCUGAAGCUGAAAAUUUCUUUUGGUGCACAUCUGGCUGCGGUUCGGGUCAGAUACACGAGUCUGGCCAAGAUCAACCCAUAGUAAUAUGCCUUCACUGCACCCAUCGAUCCUGUUUCCAUCACAACGUCGCAUGGCACCAGGGAUUGACAUGCGACGAGUACGAUCAGCUGCUUGCUGACCCAGACAAUUUCCGCUCCAAGCUUGAAAUCGACAACGAAGCAUGGGCAGCUGCGCAGGAGGCACAGCUCGAAGCCGACAGAGCCAUGGCACAGGGCCUGCUGGAAGAAGAGAGGAGGGUUAGAGAGAUGAGAGAAAUGAGAGAACGUGAAGAGAGGGAGAGGACGAGGAAAGCCAUAGAGCUGGCGAGGCAAAUCGCGGCGAGGAGGAAGGCUGAAGAGGAUAUGAGCAGGGAAACCGUCGGGAGAACAACAAAACCUUGCCCCGGGUGUGGAUGGGCAAUUGAAAAGAACGACGGAUGUUCGCAUAUGACUUGCGUCAAGUGCAAGCACCAGUUUUGCUACGAGUGCGGUGCGGACCAUAAGCAGAUCCUUGAGAAGGACAAUACUGUUCAUAAGGAAGACUGUAAAUUCCAUCCGAGCCAGUUAGAAGAUUCAGCGGAGUCGGAGGUGAGAGACAAUGACGACGACGACGGGGAUGAUACUGAGGAGGGCGAUUUUGACGAGGGAGAUUUUGAAGACGAAGAGGAUGAGGAUGAGGAGGUUAUUGUUAUUAGGGGUAGUAUUAGGCGUUUUAAAUAA